AUGCGCUUUUCGUUCUCAGGACUUGUGGCCGCUGGCUUGCUCGGCGUCGGUUUUGUCUCAGCGCAGACGAACGGCUCUAUUAACAACGGGCCCUUCGACAAUGACCUCAAUGGCUCCAACUUCACAUACCCGCAUCCGGUGAAGCUCUUCCGCUUCCACAACCAGCUCCAGGACCUGGAGAUGGCCUUUAUGGACAUUCCUCCCUCCUGCGCACCCAACGGCAAAACUGCCGUCGUUUUGCACGGCAAGAACUUUUGCGGUCCUACCUGGGGCGACACGAUCGAUGUCCUUGCUAGCACUGGCUACCGCGUCAUUGCCCCGGACCAGGUCGGCUUCUGCAAGAGCACCAAGCCCACCAACUACCAGUUCAGCACCAACCAGCUGGCCAAGAACACGCAAGCGCUGCUCACGACUCUAGGAAUCAAGAAAAUCACCUUGAUUGGCCACUCCCUCGGUGGCAUGCUCUCAAUCCGAUUCGGCCUGCAAUACCCCGACAUGAUUGAGAAGCUCGUUCUCAUCGACCCAGUCGGCCUUGAGGACUACGUGGAAAAGGGCGUCCCGUACAUUGCUCUUGACGAUAGCUACAAGUCUGAGGCGGCUCAAAAUUACAAGUCGAUUCGGGGCUAUGAGCAGGAAGUCUACUACGUCGGCCAGUGGAAGAGUUCCUACGACACGUGGGUCAACAUGCUUGUCAACAUCUACAACGGCUCAAAGCGCGAGCAGUUUAUCAAAAAUCAAGCCCAGAUUGUCGACAUGGUGCUGACAUCGCCCGUUGCCCACUACUUUGGUGACCUCACCCCCAACACACUCCUCAUUGUCGGUGAUAAGGACAAAACUGCCAUUGGAUCGCAGUGGAGCCCGCCGGACGUCGCUGCCAAACUCGGUCACUUUGACGUUCUUGGACCUUAUGUCGCUUCUCAGCUUCCGCAUGGUCAGCUGCAUCAGUUCAAGGAUCUCGGCCACGCUCCUCAGCUGUCCGACCCAUCUGCUUUCCACGCCGUGGUGGUUGACUUCCUCUGCUCGUAA
Akanthomyces muscarius is the source of this 1026-nucleotide messenger RNA. RefSeq lists its product as uncharacterized. Lineage: Eukaryota; Fungi; Ascomycota; Sordariomycetes; Hypocreales; Cordycipitaceae. The transcript has a single exon. The coding region runs from base 1 to 1026 and encodes 341 amino acids. The record is from RefSeq and is a predicted model, not a curated record.